This is a messenger RNA of Vicia villosa (hairy vetch), 1369 nucleotides long. RefSeq names its product cinnamoyl-CoA reductase CAD2. Lineage: Eukaryota; Viridiplantae; Streptophyta; Magnoliopsida; Fabales; Fabaceae. The transcript has 4 exons. The record is from RefSeq and is a predicted model, not a curated record. The coding region runs from base 89 to 1066 and encodes 325 amino acids. Gene Ontology annotation, molecular function: oxidoreductase activity, acting on the CH-OH group of donors, NAD or NADP as acceptor.
AUCACCUUUUUCCUAUUCAAACCCAAAUUAUUUAAUAUAAAUAAGGACCUGCGUGUUGGAAUUUGGUUAGUAAGCAGCAAUCACUAAAAUGAGCAGCAGCGUAGGAAAGGUUGUUUGCGUCACCGGUGCUUCCGGUUACAUCGCUUCAUGGAUCGUCAAAUUUCUUCUCCACGGUGGCUACACCGUUAAAGCCACCGUCAGAGACCCAAGUGAUCCCAAAAAGAUCGACCACUUGCUUAAACUCGAUGGCGCUAAGGAGAGACUGCAACUCUUCAAAGCAAAUCUACUCGAAGAAGGUUCUUUCGAUUCCGUUGUUCAAGGCUGUUAUGGUGUUUUCCAUACUGCAUCUCCUUUUUAUCACGAUGUUAAGGAUCCUCAGGCUGAAUUGAUUGACCCUGCUUUGAAAGGGACUCUCAAUGUUCUCAAAUCAUGUGCUAAAUCACCGUCUCUUAAGCGUGUUGUUUUAACCUCUUCUAUGGCUGCUGUUGCGUAUAAUGGAAAGCCACGUACUCCGGAUGUUGUUGUUGAUGAGACUUGGUUUACUGAUCCUGAUCUCUCUAGGGAAUCAAAUCUGUGGUAUGUGCUUUCAAAGACAUUAGCUGAAGAUGCUGCUUGGAAAUUUGUAAAAGAAAACAACAUUGACAUGGUUACUAUUAACCCAGCAAUGGUCAUAGGGCCUCUCUUGCAACCAGUCCUAAACACAAGUGCUGCUGCAAUUCUAACCCUCAUCAAUGGUGCACAGACAUAUCCAAAUGCUGCUUUUGGAUGGGUCAAUGUGAAAGAUGUUGCAAAUGCCCAUAUUCUGGCGUAUGAGAAUGCUUCAGCUAGUGGAAGACAUUGUCUGGUUGAGAGAGUCGUGCACCACUCAGAAAUUGUGAAGAUUUUACGUGAACUGUACCCUUCGCUACAACUCCCAGAGAAGUGUGCAGAUGAUAAGCCGAGUGUGCCUAUAUAUCAGGUUUCCAAAGAAAAAGUGAAGAGCUUGGGAAUCGAAUACAUUCCUUUGGAAGUGAGCAUCAAAGAGACUGUGGAAAGUUUGAAAGAGAAGAAGUUUGCCAAGCUUUAAAUUGUGGAAUUAUGAAUGUUUAGUUUAUGUUGUUAAUGCCUAUGCUUUGCGAAGAAACUUAGUGUGUGAAAUAAGUGAUUGAUUCAUCUGUGAUUUGGUUUGUACCCGUGACGGAACAGUGAAUGAGUUAUAUUGAACCAACCUUUUUGAUGCAUUAUAUUAUGUAAUCUGUAUUUCUGUUAGCUGCCAUCAAAUGAGAUCUUAUAGGCUCAUUCUGUACUUUACUUAUGACUCCUAUUGUAUAAGAACCUCAAUGAACCAGCAAUUUGCUUGUAUGUUAUGACAUCUACACGUUCUUGAUCA